Biomphalaria glabrata is the source of this 6541-nucleotide messenger RNA. RefSeq names its product polycystic kidney disease protein 1-like 2. The transcript has 35 exons. NCBI's taxonomy places the organism in Eukaryota, Metazoa, Mollusca, Gastropoda, Planorbidae. The coding region runs from base 48 to 5561 and encodes 1837 amino acids. The record is from RefSeq and is a predicted model, not a curated record. Gene Ontology annotation, biological process: detection of mechanical stimulus. Gene Ontology annotation, molecular function: protein binding; calcium channel activity; calcium ion binding. Gene Ontology annotation, cellular component: membrane.
UACUGGUGACGUAUGGCAUCUGCAAUCCGGGAACCUUCCUUUAUCAUAUGCUAGCUCAUCGUGUGAAUCUAUCCAGUGGGACUUUUUACAUUAGAAGAUGGAAAACCUGUGUUCUCCAGUUUUUAAACUGUACUUGGAACUGUGAUAGAAAACUUAGUAUUGAAGACAGAACUGUAUAUAAAGCAGAAAUAGGUUGUUCUCAUUGCACAUUCAGAGAUAUAUAUGAAGCUCAGUAUAAAUGGUCUGUGUAUAAAUAUGACCUUUCAAAUUCUUCGCAUCAAGAGAUCCCAGACACCUACUGGGGAGCAAUAAUAACAUCAUACCAAAACAGCAGCAGAUUUGAUACAGAUGGGGGAUGGUGGGAAGAGGCUACAACAUACCUUAUAGUGUUAAAUGUCAAGGUUGGCAGUUAUGUUGAAACCAAAGCCAUGCAUGUUGUGUACACUAACAUCAAACCUUAUAAUGGUGCAUGCUCUGUGACACCGACUAAUGGUACAGCUCUAGAGACUAUUUUCUCAUUCAAAUGUACUGAUUGGAAAGAUGAAGAAAUACGAGCUACUAGAAGCCAAUUGGAUACAAAUUUUGGUCUACAAUAUGCAAUUUAUCAGACUACUUCUGUUGGGUUUCACUUAAUUUAUUUUGGAAGUGAGAUACAAGCUUCUACUCUAUUAUCUGAAUGUCCAAAUUCUAAACCAUCUUGUGAGGUAGUUGUUUAUAUUAUUGACAUCUUCAAGACUAGAGUUAAUUUUACUCUAAAUGUUCAGAUCAAACCAAAAUAUAACCAGCCAACUAUUUUAAGUUCCUCUGCCAGUGAUAGUGUGGAUGAUAUUACGUUUGAUAUGAUGAAGAAAAUGAACUCCAGUAUAAGUGUCAGAGAUUCUCUCAAAAUUGCUAAAAGAGCAGCAACUCUGACAUCUUCACUCUCUUCUUUGACUAAAUCUGGGAGUGAGGAACUAGUGACAAGUCCCCCCACAACAGCAAAUCCUUCAAGUAAAGCCGAGGAUACCUCUUUUUCUCAGACUGCUACAAAUUUAGUAGAAAUAGUUGGAAACGUAAUUCAAAGUUAUCAUGCCAGAUCUCCUGAAGAAAUUCAAAUGAUGGCCAAUUCCAUGUCAGUUCUGACUAACGAUACGGAAUUGAUGACAUCUAAUUCUAUGGAAACUGCAGCUAAUGCUGUACAAAAUUUAACCAGUAAAGUUCAAAACAUAAAUUCUAAAUUGCCUGAUUUAUAUCAUUGCAUUGAUGAAAUAACAGAUGUGAUUCACAAUAUCGUAGAGUACCAGUCGAUAGACGUAGAUAAGUUUUCUGAUAUUUGGAUAAAGGCAUCGGAGCAGGGACUCACUGACUUAGAGACUCAAAAUUUCAUUGAAUCAGAAACAAAAAAGUUGGAAUUACAAAUCUAUCAAAAAUCCAAACAGAUUGAGGGCAUUGUUAGUAAUGUAACAUCAUCAUGGAAUCAACUUCUGACAGUGCUGCCCAAAAUGGAAGACCCUACUGGAAAGUUUAAUAAAACUAAACAAAGUUUUAUGAUGACAACACAGAAGACCACCAUUGCUGAUGUCACAAACUCAACAGACUACAUUCCACCACUAGGAUUCACAUUUGAUGAUGUAGACAUUAAUAAAGAGAAUUUAUCUCCCAUGGUUGUUAAGGCAGUGAAGACCAAGAAUAUAUUUAUACAAGGACAAAACUCUAAAUUUAUCAAUGCUGACAUCAUAAUUGGCUCUGUUGACGACAGUGAUGGUAACAGACUGAAUUUAUCAAGUCCUAGAAUCAUCCAUGAAACAAAAGAAAGUAACUGUAGCAUGACAGAAACUUUACAAACAAUAGCUCCUCAAUUUAUUGAAGAUGAUGCCUCUCAGAUGUUUUAUCACCAGUUUGAAUACAGACAAACUCAUUUAUUCUUUUGCUUGAAAUUGCGUCCUUCUAAUCCAUUGAUUACAUAUACCUUGUUUUUACGAAUGGAUAUUGAGCCAACAGAUUUAGUCUAUGACAUCAAAAAGCAGUUGACCAGUAAUAUGUUUCAACCUUGUGAAGAAAUUUGUUUUCCACCAAAUACAUUUUCAACAUCUGGGACUGUUUAUGUUGGACUAAAACCUUAUAUAAAUGUUACUGAAUUUAUGUCUAGUGCAAACAUACACAAAAGAUCAGAUUCUUAUAAUCUAAAUGAUGCAUAUUUAUUUGGUGUGACAACUUCUGCAUGUUUCUCAUGGAAUGAUACAGUCAAAGACUGGCAGACUGAUAAGUGUAAGCUGACUAAAGAAAAAGGCAAUGUGGUGUGUACCUGUGGAGAUGGAAAAGAAAUAAUUAGUGCAGUCUCUUUUAAUUUUGAACCCAAUACAAUUCACUUUGGUACUGUCUUCAGCAAGUUUGACAUUAAAGCUCAAGGCAUAGUCUUUGGUGUGCUGAUCACUUUGUAUGUAAUGUUUACCCUGAUAGGAUUUUGGGCUCACUAUAUGGAUAAAAGAGGAAUGCUUCAGUGGGGUGUGUUCCCUUUAGUAGACAACUGUUCCAAUAAUACCUACUUUUACCUGAUCACUGUCCACACUGGACUCAGAAGGUCUGCUGGGACAAAGUCCAAUGUUUACUUCUGUCUGUCUGGACAAGAUCAUGACACUGGGAUUAGAAAGUUAUCAGAUGGUAUAAAAGAAGGUUUUUCAACUGGCAGUGUGUGCCAUUUUGUCAUGGCUUGUGAAGAAUGUUUAGGGGAUCUACAAUGCAUAAAAAUCUGGCAUGACAACUCUGGUAAAGGUAAUGAUGCUACAUGGUAUUUGGAUCAAAUCGACAUUGUGGAUCUACAAAAUACUAAAGGCUAUUAUUUUGUUUGUGGAGAAUGGCUGUCACCAGAAUUUUCAUUAGAAACAACAAUAGCUGCUACUUGUGUGGAUGAACUAGAAACAUUGAAGAAUCUAUUUUUUACUAAUACAAAACAGCAUCUCACAGAUGAUCACAUAUGGCUAUCUGUUUUCAUUAGACCUCAGACAAGCAGGUUUAGUCGAGUUGAAAGAGCAAUGUGCUGUUUUGUAUUUCUUAUGCUAGCCAUGAUAACCAGUGCUAUGUUUUAUACUGGAGUUCCAGAUGCUAGCAGAAAACAGCCAAAAGUAGAUUUUGAAAUAGGACCAUUAAGAAUUGGAUACCAGCAGAUGUACAAUUCUUUUCUCUCUGCUUUGAUUACGGCCAUUCCAAUGGUAAUAAUUAUGACCAUAUUUAGAAAAUCUAGAACUAAAGGAGAUCCAUAUGUUGGGUGUUGUAGGAGUACUAACAAAUUUACAGACAGCAAGCACAAUGAAGAUAAAAAUAUUAAAGGAAAUGAAACAAUUGUUAAUGAAAAGAAAAAACAGUGCAAAUGUUCCUUGCCUUGGAUGGUGAAAUUAGAAAAACAGUUGGAGGGAAUGGAGAAAAUUUUAUUGAUAAAAUCAAAUUCUCAAGAUCUGAAAGGUACAUGGCCCCAACAAUGUCGCUACUUUGCCUGGGUUCUAGUAGCUAUGGCUGUGGUAGUUUGUAGUUUCUUUGUGAUACUGUACAGCAUGGAGUGGGGACAAGAUGUAACCAAAGAAUGGCUGACUACUUUCAUUUUAGCUUUUUUACAGUCUCUCUUUGUAGUGGAUCCUUUUAAGGUGAUAGUUAUUUCAGUCAUUUUUGCUUUGUUGGUGAAAAAAGUCAAACAGAGGAAUUUACAUGAGUUAGAUUUAUCCCUCAUUUCUGAAGUCAACAAGGAGUACGGAUUGAAAGAAAGUCAAGACUUUUCCACUGUUGUCAUGGCCAAAUCAGCACCACUGUCACCGUCAGCUCUGAGGAUGGCAACACUGAGUCGCAAGAUUUAUGUGAUGAUAAAAAACACCUUGACAGAGUUCCUUAUUCAUACAAUUUAUCUGUUGAUAGUCAGCAGUCUUUGUUAUUCUAAUCACAGCACUGAUGCUUAUCAGAUGUAUAAAAUUAUCAAUGACCAGCUCAUUACAGAUACUACAGCUGGAUUUUUGAAGCUCAAAACAGGUGGAGAAUAUUUCAAUUGGACUUUACAAAAAAUAACACCAUGGCUUCUACCAGAUUUAAAUGGAAAAGUUGAUGAAAAAAAUAAAGACAAAAAUUUUUAUACAGAAGUGAAUGAUUUAUAUCUUAUGGGAGCAGCAAGAAUGAGACAACUACGUAUUCAAAAAGAGAACUGUUCCCUGCUAGAUACACAGCUCAAAAACUGUGCUCCAAGUUACAGUUCUGGUGUUGAAGAAACUGAAGAUUUCUGUCUAGGAUGGAAGCCUAAACCUUGUUCCUUGUUGGACAAUUUGAAAAGUGUGUCCAGUAGUGCUUGGACUUAUCAGUCGCCUCAAAAAAUUUGGGGGCUUCCUAUAGUUGGAACAUAUAGUGCUUAUAGUGGAGGAGGAUAUAUAUCAACUGUGAAUAUUAAUGCCAAGCAGGCGAAAACUCUUAUAACAGAACUGAAAGAGAAUUCCUGGAUCGACCAACAAACUAGAGCUGUGUUCUUGGAGUUUACAGUUUACUGUCCUAACAUCAACCACUUUGCUGUUGUUAUACUUCUAGCAGAGUUCACAGAAAUAGGAGGAAUUGUUCCAUUUGUUAAUGUGUAUCCAUUCACUGUCCACAACCCUUCUGGUCAUCUUGGAACCUAUGUCCAACUGUGUCAAAUCACUGGGAUAGUCUUAACUCUACUGGGUAUCAUGUAUGUUGUCUUCAUAGUUGGCAAGAAAAAAUUGUCUGCAUUUAAAGAUGUUUGGUUUCUACUGGAUAUGUCUGCUGUCAUCUUAGCAUUGUGUGCUGUCAUUAUGUUCAUGUUGCGACUCAGUUAUACAAAAUCUGCUCUGAAAAAAAUAAAGGAAAAUCAAAAGAAUUAUAUUAAUUUUUAUCAAAUUGUUGUCUGGGACUCUACUUACACCUUGUGCCUGGCUUUUCUGAUUGCGAUUGGUAACAUAAGGCUGCUGAAACUAGCUAGCUACUCAGAAAAGACGAUGAAAGUUUUUAGUGUUUUAUCUAAAGCAGUGAAAGUAUUUCCAAGUUUUUUUCUCUUCAAUUUCAUCAUAUUACUAGGCUUUAUAGGCAUGGGAUGUACUUUAUUUGCAAGAACAAGUUAUUAUUUUAAAGACUUUGUGACCUCAGCUGAGUCUCUUUUUACUGGUUUACUCGGACGAUCAAGCUUUAGGGACACUAAUGUGCCUUUGUCUGACCAGUGGAUGACAAUUAUGUACUUCUGUUUCUUUGUGGUGAUUGUUGUUAUUUUUUUGACAAACUACUUCAUCGCUAUUCUCAUGGAUUUACUUGUCAAUAAUGAAAAGAACCGCACCAAUGAGGAAUCAACCAAAGUUUUCAUUGUUUUGUGGGACUCAUUUUUGAACAUCUUUGGGAGUAAAAGAGAUCCUACAGACAGGAUAAAAGAUCUCAUUCAGGAUGAUACUAAAGCCAUUGAAGAGGAAACUUUGGACACACAAGAGAACAAUCUGCUUAAGCUUGAGAUGAAAUUACAAAGAUUAUUUGAUGAUCUCAAUACAAGUCUGAAGCCAGUGACUUUUAAGAAAGAAACUUCCAUUCCAUGCACUGCAAGACUUCAAUGAAACAUUGCUCAGAACAACUCCAAAGUAAAGUGUAAUCAAUAUCUUGCAACAAAGUUCUUCUAAUGUUUGACUCACAUAGGCAACUAUGACCUAAUUUAUUUCCUAUAUUUAUAAAGAAGAAAUUAAUGGAAAGCCUGUUAGCUUUCAUAAAGUUAAGUCAAGUCAUUUGUCAAAUUGUAUUUGUAAUUACUAUACCUUAGUAAAAGAGUGUUCAUGUCCUCUGCAUGCUCCUAUAUUGUUUAUAUUUUUCAUAGAAUAAUAAAUGAAUGGAAAUUAUCUCUUCCUCUGUUAAAUUAAUAAAACAUCCUUCUAUUCUAAUGUAUCCCUAUUUAGUUUGAGUCAAGUAUGCCUUACCUGCUUGUUAGCCCCAGGUUUUAAUAAUUGAAAACUACAUAAUAUUUAGUUAUAAGGCAAAAAAAAAAAAAAUAUUUCAAUAUAACACCAAUUCAAGGAAAUUAUAUUUAAUAUAUUUAAUUAUGGAACCAUAAUCUUUGGUAUAAGCGAUAUCCUUUGAAAGCUCUAUAAAGUAAAACAAGUAAAGUUCCUCCUUCAGACCUAGUGAUCUAUAGGACAGAUGAUGUUUCUGUCAUCUGUUUCUAUAGCCCAUGGUUAAUGAGGGUGUCAUGUGGCCAACACAACAGCCUUUACUUUUCCUCAACUAAUGUUAGGUACCCAUUAGAGCUUGGCUUACCUAGAGGCGCCCUAAUCAUCCCAUAAUUUAAAAUCCCAGGAUUUGAACCCAGGACACUGGUUUGAAGCUAGGCACUUUACCACUCAUCCACCGUGCCUCAUCUCAAAGCUCUGUAACUUAGGUUUUGAUCAAAAUCCAUUAAAAAAUGUGUAGGAAUUUUAUCUUUUUUACAUAGUUAGAUCAAGAUAUGAAAUUGUAUGCAAAAAAAAAAAGGGGUUACUGCCUUCUGUGUCCAGUUUCAGUUGUGAAGAUGAAAAAUAAACUUUUUUUCACUAAAGUGACUAGUGUU